AUGGUGGAGAGACCCAAUAUCUCUUACGGGUAUGGGAGAAUGAUGGAAAGUCUUUUGGCAUCCAACAAUCUUGAUGCUCAUUAUGUUAAAGGUAUGUGUGAGUACUUCGAUCUUGGUAAUCCUGUUUUGGGACUCUACCACCUUCGUAUUGCUUCUAAGGGGGCCCACAAAGAGGCCAAGUACCUUUACGGUGUUCUUCUCAUGGCCACGGGUAUGAUCAGUAAGGGGAAGAAGAUACUUUCCAAGUUGACUGAAGAUAUUGGUCUUGAGUCCGUUGAGACAAGCUGGGACAACGUCCAGGCAUCUCUGAGUCAUCUUACCGUGGAAAUGAAGGAAGUGUACGUGGACUCACUCAUAAGCAUGGAACCAGAACUCAACUGCCAUCCACCGGGUGUCAACACGGUCUGCUACAAAUGUUACCACGCAUAUCUCAUGACAGAGUUUUUUGAGAUGGCCUUAGGGCUCAACCCAGCUCCUGCAGCUGCUUGA
Brassica oleracea var. oleracea is the source of this 489-nucleotide messenger RNA. Its product is annotated as F-box protein At2g35280-like. Lineage: Eukaryota; Viridiplantae; Streptophyta; Magnoliopsida; Brassicales; Brassicaceae. The coding region runs from base 1 to 489 and encodes 162 amino acids. The transcript has a single exon. The record is from RefSeq and is a predicted model, not a curated record.